AUUCGCGAGGUGAAUGGUUUUCUGACGAAGUUGUGUAUCUGUUUUUGAGGAUUUUAGUUUGCAUUCUCGGUUUGCUUUUUACGACGAAAUAUUACUACUGGUGGUGGUCUUUCGACCGUAUUUUGAGUUUCCCCGAAACGUUUGGUGUCCAAACUGUGCAAUGAAAAUGAUUUUGAGUAUCACCUGAUCACGGUAUGCUGAUUUUUGGCGAUACAAUUUUAUUCAAUUUUUUUCUUCAUUGUGUGCCCCACACAGUAGUGGAGUAGGAAAGAAGUUGCAAAAUUCAAGGUGAAAUAAAAAAUACUAGCUUUAGCCACAACGUGAGGCGAGCAGAACAAAUAGGAAGGAAGGUCAGCUCAUAUAACUGGGAACUGAUUCUAUCCUGGUGGAAGAGUGCAAUCACAAGCACGGCGAAGAGAAUCAGAAAUUUUAUUGGCAGUGUUAGACGAAAUUUUCAGAGGUUCCGACCUGCAAAAUAGGAACACCUGGUAUAAUCUGCUGCAGAUCGCACCACAAUCGCAAGAUGGCAGAUCAGGAAUCGGAUAUGGAUUACUCGUCGGAUAAUGAUUACGAAUUUGAAGAUUACUAUAAUUCAGGCCUAGAAGAUUGUGAUAUAGAACAGAUUGAUCCUAAACGUUCCGAUCCGGAAUACUUUGUGUACGAAUGUCUCGAUGUAGAGGAAGUGGAAAAAUUACUCAACGAAUUGGUCGAAAAGCUGAGCAACCUACUUCAGAUCACACCAUCUCUGGCGAAAGUGUUGCUACAUGAAACCAAGUGGGACACCGAUGAGGUCGUGGAAAAGUAUCGAAACAACGCGACUAAUCUGCUCGUUAGUGCUCGCAUCAAAGCAGCUCCAGCCGCUAUAGCAUCAACCUCGUCGGCACCUUUGCCGGUUUCAAGUUCGAGUGUGAUCCUACCGAUUCCUGGUAUCUUACCAGUAGCUUUACCUGGGACCAGUACGAAAGCGCAAUCCUUGGUGGCACUAACGACAGCAUAUCGAACACACCCUUGCCCAGUUUGUGUAACUGUCCAGACGCUGGACAAAUUUCACAGCCUCUCCUGUCAACAUUCGUUUUGCCGGGACUGUUGGGCAAUGCACUUUGAGAUUCAAAUUAGCCAGGGCAUUUCAACCCAAAUAGGCUGCAUGGAGCAGAGAUGCGAUGUUCGUGUACCGGAGGAUUUGGUUCUAAAUCUACUCAACCGGCCGAUGCUGAGAGACAAGUACCAACAAUUUGCCUUCGCCGAUUAUGUUAAAUCCCAUCCGGAACUACGGUUUUGUCCCGGUCCUAAUUGCCAGAUAAUUAUACGCAGUUCCGAUAUCAGCCCGAAGAAAGCCACCUGCCGGGUAUGUAAGACAACAUUCUGCUUCCGCUGUGGUACCGAUUACCACGCUCCAACUGAUUGCCAAAUCAUCCGCAAAUGGCUAACCAAAUGUGCCGACGACAGCGAAACAGCUAACUAUAUUAGUGCCCACACGAAGGACUGUCCCAAGUGUCACAUCUGCAUCGAAAAAAACGGCGGCUGCAAUCACAUGCAGUGCUUCAACUGCAAGCACGAUUUCUGUUGGAUGUGUCUCGGUGAUUGGAAGGCACACGGUUCGGAAUACUACGAGUGCUCCCGGUACAAGGAGAAUCCAAACAUUGCGCACGAAUCUGUGCAUGCGCAGGCUCGUGAAGCUCUGAAAAAGUACCUACACUAUUAUGAGCGCUGGGAGAACCAUUCAAAGUCGCUACAGUUGGAACAGCAAACUCUGGACCGCAUGAAGACACGUAUCAACGAAAAGGUAAUGAAGGGCCUCGGAACUUGGAUUGAUUGGCAGUAUUUGUUUGACGCGGCUGCACUGUUGGCGAAAUGCCGAUACACACUCCAGUAUACCUAUCCCUAUGCGUACUUUAUGGAAGCUGGGUCCCGAAAAGAUCUUUUCGAAUAUCAGCAGGCUCAACUGGAGGCGGAAAUUGAGAACCUAUCCUGGAAAGUGGAACGUGCGGAAACGACCGACCGGGGCGAUCUGCAAAAUCAGAUGGAUGUAGCCGAGAAGCGAAGAACGACACUGUUGAAGGAUUUUUUUCCUACCGAAGCGUGAGUAACCAUGAGAGUUAAAUCGGAGGGGGAAAUUCACCGAAACUUGUAAAUGUUAGGUAACGAACAACAAACUGAGAUAUUAAUUCCUCCACACCCACCUCGUCAGACCCUUUUCCCCAUGGUGUAAAAUAUAUGGUAUCAUUGAUUUUAGAGCGAAAAUUUGUUUGACCUUAUUCAAUCGAUUUAUUUAUAUAAGACAAGUAUCGUUUUACCACCUGGAUUUCGGAAGCUUUCGCUCGUUGUUGCACGAGCCAACCGAGCAGAUAUCCAACUUUAAAAUUAGGAUUCUUACCGGUAGAUAAAUUCUUAAGUUUAAAUUUAUUCUUAUAUUUGAUAUUCCUAUAAUUGUACCAAAUGAUCUUCAAACGUAGCGUAAACCGUACGAUAAAUCUACCUAAUUAACCAACAAGUUGCAAAAUCAGAUGCUGCGUUAGUGUAAAAGCCAAAGACGCAAGCGAAAACAGAUAACGUUGUUUGCUAGUUGAAGUCGAACAUCGAAAACGAACUGAAUUGUCACUCGAUAGUGGAAAGAUAGUUCGUCACUUGAGUUUAUCCUUUAACCGAAACACUAGAAAUAACUAAAACAAUUCUAAGGCAGUACGAGCAAUUUAUCCAUUUAUACUACGACAUUGUGGUAUGGAAUAGAAAAGUAAUUUGAUUCGAAUUGCAUAAUGUGUAAGAAUAAUAAAGCGAAAGAAUCUAUCAAUA
This is a messenger RNA of Topomyia yanbarensis, 2790 nucleotides long. RefSeq names its product potential E3 ubiquitin-protein ligase ariadne-2 (gene ari-2). The record is from RefSeq and is a predicted model, not a curated record. The transcript is spliced from 5 exons. Gene Ontology annotation, cellular component: ubiquitin ligase complex; cytoplasm. Gene Ontology annotation, molecular function: zinc ion binding; ubiquitin protein ligase activity; ubiquitin conjugating enzyme binding. Gene Ontology annotation, biological process: ubiquitin-dependent protein catabolic process; protein polyubiquitination; positive regulation of proteasomal ubiquitin-dependent protein catabolic process. NCBI's taxonomy places the organism in Eukaryota, Metazoa, Arthropoda, Insecta, Diptera, Culicidae. The coding region runs from base 524 to 2083 and encodes 519 amino acids.